GGCCUGGGUCUGCGGUCUGGACUCGCGGCCUCUGGGCUAACGAGCGGCGGCGGCGGCAGCGGCAGCGGCGGCCAUGGCGGGCAUCGAGCUGCUCCUCAACCAGGGAGCCGAGUCCCCAGCUCCCCUCUGCCCACAUGGUCCAACUUUGUUGUUUGCAAAGAUAAAUCGUAAGGAACAGGAAACGAGGAGAUUUUAUGCCUGUUCAGCCUGCAGAGACCGAAAGGAUUGCAAUUUCUUCCAAUGGGAAAAUGAGAAGGUGUCAGUAGCCCGGCUGUUAGCAAGAGAAGAAUUUAAUCAAAGCCGACAGCCACCAUUUACUCACAAGCAAUAUGUGGAGAGAUAUCAGCACUUUGUGUCUUUACCCGAGGUAAAGAGGAUAUUCUGUUUGGAUUGCCAGCUUCUGUUGUUGCCCGCGGACUGGGAUAAGCACACAUCUCAUCAACAGCUGGGCGAUGUGUCUCUUCAUCAGCUGAAAAGACCCAGCAAAUUGCUGCUCCCACUUGAGAACAAAAAGACCAAUGCUCAGUACUUGUUUGCUGAUCGCACAUGCCAAUUCUUGUUGGAUUUAAUUGUUUCAUUGGGAUUCAGAAAAGUGCUGUGCGUUGGAACACCACGGCUUCAUGAACUGAUAAAGUUGCGCCAAUUUGAAAAAAACAACCCAGUUAUAAAGAGUCAGCUGCUGGAUAUUGAUUUCAGGUAUUCCCAAUUUUAUUCAGAGGAGGAAUUCUGCCACUAUAAUAUGUUUAAUCAUCAUUUCUUUGGAGAAAAGUCUGCCAUUGAAGCAUUUCGAAUGUUCAUGUGUCAGGACAACGGAGUGCCUAUUAUUAUGGUGACUGACCCACCAUUUGGGGGCCUGGUGGAGGCACUAGCUCACAGUUUUAAAAAGAUUGUUGCCACGUGGAAGACCUCACAGAAUGAAGAUGAUGAAUUGCCAAUAUUUUGGAUUUUUCCAUACUUUUUUGAACCUCGCAUUCUACAGUGUUUCCCAACAUUUAGCAUGCUUGAUUACCAAGUGGAUUACGAUAACCAUGCACUCUACAAGCAUGGGAACAGUGGACGUAAACAAUCUCCUGUACGCAUAUUUACCAAUCUUCUGCCUAAAACUGUCAUAUUGCCUGCAGAAGAAGGAUACAGGUACUGUUCACUUUGUCAGCGAUACGUAUCCUCGGCAAACAGACAUUGUGAAAUAUGUCAAGCCUGCACAUCUAAAGAUGGAAAGGAAUGGAAACACUGUCAUAUCUGCAACAAGUGUGUAAAACUAUCUUGGUUUCACUGUGAAACCUGCAGUCAUUGCGUGCUUCGGGAUCAUUCUUGUGGUGGAGCUCGAAGUGGAUGUUUUAUCUGUGGAAGUACUGACCAUAAACGCAGAGAAUGCCCUGACACCCUUGUCCAAAACAAGAUCACUGAAAAGUCAAGGCCACAUAAACGUAAGCAUUUCAAAAUGAAUAAAAAGGAUGUCACAACCAAAUCCAAGCAACAGGCCCAGGCAAUGAGUACAGGAAAGAAGAAAACUAUGAAAAGGAUAACUGCAAAAUCAAAGAAAAAGAAGAAGAGAAAGAGUAAACAAUUAUGCUGAUAACUGCAAGAUGAAGAGGCAUUCCUGGAUGUAUAGAGUUCAGUUUCAGCCUUCACAAGAACAGUAAACCUUGGAGGAUCUUUAAGUCACAGAAAAUUGGCGAGGUAGAUCUUUGUACAAUUCCAUCACUCGUCUGCUGUGCAGUGUUUCUGAUUCCACCUUGUUUGCUAAUGAUCAGUAAUCAGUCGCUGUCUGAAAAUACCUGCAUCAAACUAAUUUAAUAGAUUUUGGAGAUCCUAAGAAAGAUAUAAAAUAAUUCUCAUUUUUUUGUAUUCAUCCACGACGGUAAAAAUCUGAAUAAAUACAUUAGAUGGUGAAAUAUCUGAAUGUACAUUUUGAUUUACCUACACAAUUCUUCUGAAAUGUCCAUUUCAAAUUUGAAGCAUAUUUUUCUGAAUGUAAUGUUUUAAAUUUAAUAUGAAAGGAAAGUUAUUUGAAAUAAACAUGACCGUUAUAUAAUAAA
Messenger RNA from Leucoraja erinaceus (little skate), 2039 nucleotides. It is a transcript of the gene zcchc4, whose product is annotated as zinc finger, CCHC domain containing 4. Gene Ontology annotation, cellular component: nucleolus; cytoplasm. The transcript has 13 exons. Bases 74 to 1576 code for a protein of 500 amino acids. NCBI's taxonomy places the organism in Eukaryota, Metazoa, Chordata, Chondrichthyes, Rajiformes, Rajidae. Gene Ontology annotation, molecular function: rRNA (adenine-N6-)-methyltransferase activity; zinc ion binding; nucleic acid binding. Gene Ontology annotation, biological process: rRNA methylation. The record is from RefSeq and is a predicted model, not a curated record.